UAUAAUCCCAAACCCCAAGCUUCACUACCCAUCACCCAUUAGCCUAACUAAAUAUUCAUUACACCUACAACUCUCUCUCUUAUUGAAAACCCAGAUGGGAAACCAUACUUCUUGCUUCUUUUUUGGAUCCUCAAACGCUGAAACAGCAAAGCUCUUUGAUUCUCAAGGUAACCUACAACGAGUCAAUCUCCCUAUAAAAGCUGCAGAGCUCAUGCUUGAACAACCAGGCCAUUUCAUCACUCGGGUGGAUGAGCUACGUCAAAGUAGACGCAUGUCAGCCAUGCGAGCCGACGAUGAGCUUUUGGUGGGAAAGGUUUAUGUUCUGGUUCACUCCAGUAAGGUCAACUCUAGGGUCUCCGAGUUGGAGAUGGCAAUCAUAGACUUGGCUUGUAAGAAAAGAGGAAGUGUAAAACCAAAUGGUUCUAAGGUUUUACCGGCUAUGACUGUGGAGUCGAGCGAGGAGGGAGAAGGUGAGGUUAAGGUUUUGGGAGGGAAAUUUACUGGACUUUCAGGUUGCCAGUUUGGGAGCCAUAGGAAAUGGAGUCCUGCUUUGGAGCCUAUUUUUGAGUCUUUUUGAGAAACUGAGUUCUGGAGUUAAUUGGAUAAUGUUAUGAUACUGAUUUACAAGAAUUUUGGUCAAAUUGAAGCUAUUUUUGUGUACUUUUGUGUUCCUGAGCAACCAGCUUGGUGGGAAAUAUGCAUAUUUAAGACUUCAAAUUAGACCGAUGGAGGAUUUCGUUAUAUUUGUACGUCACCAAUUGUUCAUAAAUUUCAUAUUCAAUUCGUUUAUUGAUUCUUUUAA
Quercus lobata is the source of this 802-nucleotide messenger RNA. RefSeq lists its product as uncharacterized. The transcript has a single exon. Bases 95 to 577 code for a protein of 160 amino acids. Lineage: Eukaryota; Viridiplantae; Streptophyta; Magnoliopsida; Fagales; Fagaceae. The record is from RefSeq and is a predicted model, not a curated record.